AGCACUGUGACCCGAUUCGAUUCCUUUGUUCUCCCCUUCACUUUGCCCCGAUCCGCACCCAAACCCUAGCCAUCUAAAACCCCCGCGGCUCCGAUGGCCGCCGCCUCGCCACCGGCCUCCCCGCCUCACCCCAAGCGCCGCAAGAUGUCCUCCUCCUCCGACCCCGACCAGGAGCCCACCUCGCCUUCCGCCGCUGGCGCCGACGGCGCGCAGCCCCGCGCCCCCCGGUACAAGCGUCGCAAGGUGGCCAUCCUGCUCGGCUACUGCGGCGCGGGGUACCAGGGCAUGCAGAAGAACCCGGGCGCGCGCACCAUCGAGGGGGACCUGGAGGAGGCGCUCUACCGGGCCGGCGCCGUGCCCGAGGCCGACCGCGCCGCGCCCCGCCGCUACGACUGGGCCCGCGCGGCGCGCACCGACAAGGGCGUCAGCGCCGCGGCGCAGGUCGUCUCCGGCCGCUUCUACGUCGACCCGCCCGUCUUCACUGAUCGCCUGAAUGCGCAGCUCGCGCCCCAGAUCCGCGCCUUCGGCUACGUCCGCGUCACCAACUCGUUCAACGCGAAGAAGUUCUGCGACCGCCGGAGGUAUGUGUACCUGCUGCCCGUGUUCGCGCUCGACCCCAGCGCGCACCCCGACCGUGAGGCCGUCAUGGCGAGCGUUGGGAGUGGGAGCGAGCUUACGAAGUGCCUUGAGUGCUCAGAGAGGGGUAGGAAGGUGCCCGGUGUCAUGGGCCGGGAGGGUAAGGUACCCGAUCCUGCCCUUCAGGAGGAGAAAUCUGUUGAGGCUUCCCGGGAGGAAGCUGCAGUGGGUUCAAAUGAGGAUGCAAAUUGUGAUCCUGCAAGCACUGGCGAUCGUAGUGUUGAUUUACCUAUCCCUGAUAAUGAAACCAAUACCCAAAUCACUGAAAUGAGAUCAAAUGGUGCAGAAAAAUGUGAUGUUCAACUGUCAGGUGGUACUCUCUGUUCUGAAGCUGUACCAGCUAGCAAUAGUGAGACUGUUUGCCCCAUCCUGAAUUCAGAUUCCAACACGAAUUCAGAUUCAGUUGAUGUUGAUCCUUCAUUUGUGGCUGAAAAGAAAGGUAGUAUUGAGACUGUUGUUACUGAAGAUGGAAAGAAACAAGCUAUGGAUGUUGUUACUGAAGAUGAAAAGAAACAAGAUGUGGAUUAUGAAGGCAGCAGUCUAGAAGAGAUGCCCCUGAGAAGUGCAUUUUCUUACACUCAUGAAGUCAAAGAGAGGUUUAAUAGAAUUCUCAAAAAAUAUGUUGGAACACACAAUUUCCACAACUUCACCACCAGAACUAAAGCGGAGGAUCCUGCAGCCAAAAGGUUCAUCAUUUCCUUUGCUGCUGAUCGUGUAGUGAAUUUGGAUGGGAUUGAUUUUAUCAGGUGCGAGGUUGUUGGGCAGAGUUUCAUGCUCCAUCAGAUUAGGAAGAUGAUUGGCCUUGCUGUUGCUGUGAUGAGGAACUGUGCUCCUGAGUCAAUCUAUGAUGUAGCGUUCCGCAAGGAUGUCAAUCUUAAUGUGCCUACUGCGCCUGAGGUUGGGCUGUACUUAGAUGAAUGCAUGUUCACUUCAUAUAACAAGAAAUGGAAGGAUUCACAUGAGGCGGUUUCUAUGGAACCUUAUUCUGAGGAGGCUGAAGAGUUUAAGCUCAAGUAUAUAUUCCCUCAUAUCGCUGCAAUGGAGCACAAGGAGGGAGCUGUAGCUCUCUGGUUGCAUUCGUUGAACAGCAGAAAUUAUCCAGAUUUUCGCUACAUGGAUAAUGCUGGAACUGAGGCAAGUAUUGCUGCUGCAGUUGAGAGUGUUGAUGAAGGGACGGUGCCAAGUGAUAAUAUUAGUGAGUGACUCUUUUCCCAAAGGAACUUGUAGGACACAGUACUUCUGUCUGUUGUAUGUGUCUGGAGAGAGGCUUUGAAAUAUUGCUUAUGGAACCAAGACUGGAUUGAAGGCUGCAUCUCUUUUUCAUUGAUAUACGGGCAUAAAUAGUCAAGUUGUGUAAUGCUUCAGCGCUUACAUAGGCAGUGUUUCCUUGGAUGGACAUUAUUUUUUUCCGGAUAAGAAUGUUAUAAAUUUGAUAUAUGUUACUUAUUUGGAGGCAGUGUCAUGGCAAGUUAUGACGCCUGAGAAAUGCUUCUGCAAUGUUUGUUUGCUGAAACUAUCCUAAAUGGUUACUAUGCUUUAUAACUUUCUAUA
Molecule: messenger RNA, 2187 nt
Organism: Oryza sativa Japonica Group (Japanese rice)
Lineage: Eukaryota; Viridiplantae; Streptophyta; Magnoliopsida; Poales; Poaceae
Biological process (GO): tRNA pseudouridine synthesis; mRNA pseudouridine synthesis
Cellular component (GO): nucleus
Molecular function (GO): pseudouridine synthase activity; RNA binding
Source: RefSeq, a predicted model, not a curated record